AUGUCGGAUCUCAUCCAAGAAAUCGCGGAUGUACCCAGGGAGUUCUUCAAGGAUGGAACCCAGUUUAUCAACCGAUGCACAAAGCCCGAUCGAAGAGAGUUCAUGAAGAUCUCACAAGCUGUGGGAAUGGGAUUCUUGAUCAUGGGCGCCAUAGGCUAUUUCAUCAAGCUGAGUGAGACUCCUUAUCUCAUCUCCCCUUGCCUUCGAUCGAUCUCCGACUGGUAG
Molecule: messenger RNA, 225 nt
Organism: Exophiala bonariae
Lineage: Eukaryota; Fungi; Ascomycota; Eurotiomycetes; Chaetothyriales; Herpotrichiellaceae
Exons: 2
Coding region: 1-225 (74 amino acids)
Biological process (GO): protein targeting; post-translational protein targeting to membrane, translocation
Cellular component (GO): Ssh1 translocon complex; membrane
Molecular function (GO): transmembrane protein transporter activity
Source: RefSeq, a predicted model, not a curated record